This is a messenger RNA of Colletotrichum scovillei, 2495 nucleotides long. RefSeq lists its product as uncharacterized. Bases 655 to 2238 code for a protein of 527 amino acids. The record is from RefSeq and is a predicted model, not a curated record. The transcript has a single exon. NCBI's taxonomy places the organism in Eukaryota, Fungi, Ascomycota, Sordariomycetes, Glomerellales, Glomerellaceae.
AGCAGAAGCAUAUGCCUUGCUACUGAAUCCAUAAGUAUACAUGUGCAUAACGGCGCCAACAUUUGCGCAUCGCGAUUGGCAAGACGAUGGUCGUGUUGCUUCAAGAUGUCAUUACGUAGGUUCUGCUGCCUGCGUUUUCACCGAAGUCGGUCAAAGCUUUAUGGUUCACUUUCCCAACAACUCUGAUUGCUCGUCCUCGCUCGGACAUCGUAUAUAAGUGACGAUCUUGUGACAAAGGAAGGAUGUCAUCUGUCCCUAGAAUGGAAGAUGAUGAAGCCUUUAGUCUUGGACAAAACAUCACCUUCAUGACUCCGACAAUGAACGAAAGUCGCAUUCAUAUGUCAAGAAUGAGAGCUGUCAUUGUUCCCGACUUGAGACCAACAUCAAAACCGAGCGCAUGUAUUGUUUGUCUGGUCAAUGUUGAGCUUGCCAUUGGAAACCUUGCCAUGGUCUCUUUGUUCCAAUAAUUCCAUCAGGUGCCAUCACCACGAAAUGCCCAUCCCUUCCAAUGGACAGAAUUGAUAAAAACUCAUUGCCUCAAAGAUGGUCUUUACCGGCAUCGUCACGUUGUUCAAUCUUUAAAUCUCAUCAGCUGGCUUUCCCACUACGCACCGGAGUUUCUCUUGAGAUUGACACUUGACCAAACUUCUCACCAUGGCCUCCUUCCAAGCUCGCCUGCCAAAGACACCAUAUGCCGACGCCUACCAGUCUCGCUACAUCGAGGAGAUACUCUGCCUAGGUGGUGGGAAUGAAGACGCUCCCAAUGGUCCAUAUGCCGAGAUGGAUACCGAACUUCUGGGUCACGUCAACUGCGGUUAUCUUUCAACACACGGGCACGCGCCUACGCUGCUCGCCCUCAAGCAACACGCGCAAGCGCUGACCAUUCUGAUUGCCCAGCUCGCGCCGACAUCUCAGUACGCCGAGAUCGACAAUGAAAACAACAACGAGGACCGCAUCCAAAAGUCGUUUCGAGACAACGAGGCCUUUGACUGGCUCAACGACUUGCAGAAGCCAUACGCAAACGACGACGAGUGGCACAACAAGCCCCUGACCGACCUCAUGAACCUGAUCCAGCACGAGUCCGAUACCCAGGGCACCGUCCACCACUGCCCCCUCCACGAAUACAACGAAGACAAGGACAAGCGCACCAAACCCCGCCCCUACGCCACGCACACCGCCCUGGCCUCCCACGCAAACGAGUGUCUCGAGAUGCUGGACCACGAGUACGGCGCCACGGGCGGCCUCCUCUCCCUCCUCCCCACCAACGAGGACCGCGACUCGGACGAGAUGGCCGCCGUGCGCAACAGCCUGCUCGGCCAGUGGCUCCUCUACACCCAGCACCUCGUGGCGCGCAUGCACGACCUCGAGCUCGGCUACGCCAACGCGCUCGACGUCACCGCGGGCGAGGCCGCCGUGCCGAUGCAGAUGCUCUCGAGGAUGGGGCCGGACGCCGCCUCGGGCCGCGAGGUGGCGUAUCCGCAGGAUAAAUGGAUCCUCGCCAACGCGGGCGACGACGUGUUUGACUUUUUACACCGCGUGUUGGACAGGCAGGAGGCGCAGAUCGAGCAGAAGAGGGAGGUGUGGGCGGCGAACGGGACGUAUGGCGAGCGUUUGUGGAACGAGCAGCGCGGCGGGGAUCUCUAUGCCCGCGGGCUGGUGUUUUACGAUGUCAAGACGCGGUAUUACAGGCUCGCGGGCAAGGGGAGCAAGAGCACCAUCUUUGUGCUGCCGGCGCACGGGGAGCACCCUGCGGUGCAGCAGACGCGGCGGCUGGAGGUGACGCCGACGGUGGUGUCGGUGGUGGCGCCGACGUGGCCUGCGCGCGUGUCGGACUGGGAGAGCAAGUACAAGAACCAGCUGGACGAGGCGACGCGGAUGGAGAUUCAGAAUCACCGGUUGACGAGCGCGGGCGAGGCGAUGAAGGAGCACAAUGAGGUGCUGGCGACGGAGCUCGAUAAGGCAAGGUUCAUGAAUGAGCAGUUUGAGAAGUAUUAUGGGCGGUCCGAGGUCGCGGAGGGGCCGAGGCUAUUGGAGAGGGCGGUGUCUAUCCUGCAGAGGGACGUCAAGGAUAAGACGGAUGAGAUCACGGGGCUGUUGAAUAUGGUGAGGGAGGUGAGGGAGAAGUUGCCGAAUCAGUUUGCGGGUUUGUUUGAUGAUUUGUUGGAGUUGAGUGAGGAGGAGGAGGGGGUUACUGCUGAUGCGGCCGAUGAGGCGGCUGAGGAGGAUGAGGUUGAGUGAUGCUUGCGUGGUGAAGUGUGCAGAUGAAUAUAGGGACGGGGUUGUACAGUUGUGAAGUUUGUUGGAUGGUGUUUCCUUAGAUAAGUGGUGAUGCAGAGGUAAGGUGGCCUCGUUGAGGAGCAUGUUACUCAAAGGUCCACCAGUUGCUACAUGAAUGAGAUCUCUUCUUAUCGCCAACGUAGGGAAGGUACCAACGAUACUUGAGGUCUGAUUUAUCUCAAGUUGACCAUAGCUGGUUGGAUUUUGGGAAAGCCCAC